Messenger RNA from Liolophura sinensis, 1380 nucleotides. Its product is annotated as two pore potassium channel protein sup-9-like. The record is from RefSeq and is a predicted model, not a curated record. NCBI's taxonomy places the organism in Eukaryota, Metazoa, Mollusca, Polyplacophora, Chitonida, Chitonidae. Bases 230 to 1330 code for a protein of 366 amino acids. The transcript is spliced from 2 exons. Gene Ontology annotation, molecular function: potassium ion leak channel activity; outward rectifier potassium channel activity. Gene Ontology annotation, biological process: stabilization of membrane potential; potassium ion transmembrane transport. Gene Ontology annotation, cellular component: plasma membrane.
GUGUGUGGAAUUACACAGGGCAAAAUACGAAUGUCGAAAUCCAUAGAAUUACGAAUACAGGGUAGACAAAAAUGACUCAGAGUUUUAUUCAUUUGCACAUGUAGUUACAUCGGAUUGUGUUUCCUCCGGAUUUACGAAACAACGGUUGGGAAUAUCUGAACGGCGGUGAGGAGGGGAUCGAGUUGCGCGCUAUGAGGACCCCGUCCCUAUAUUGGUUUGUUAGAUUGAAAUGAAGAAACAGAACGUUAGGACUUUGUCUCUGAUCGUCUGCACUUUUACGUACCUACUUGUUGGCGCGGCAGUCUUCGAUGCACUGGAAUCGGAAUUCGAAGGAGAACAAAAGCAACGGCUUUUAAAAGAGGAGAAAACCAUUGUUAGCAGAUAUAAUAUAUCUGAAGAGGACUUUGAAAUUCUCCGGCGGAACAUGAUCAAAGCGAUGCCGUACAAAGCCGGGACGCAGUGGAAAUUUUCUGGGGCGUUUUACUUCGCUACCACGGUGAUUACAACGAUCGGUUACGGUCACAGCACCCCGCAGACGAUCGGAGGGAAGGUCUUCUGUAUGUUUUACGCGCUUGCUGGAAUUCCACUGGGUAUCGUGAUGUUCCAAAGCGUUGGUGAAAGGCUUAACACUUUCGUGACGUUUUUCUUAAAACAGGUUAAAAAAUGUUUUAAAAUGAGAAACAGCGAGGUAUCCCAGAGCAACUUGAUUUUGAUUGCCAUGAACCUUUCUACGCUUGUGCUAACAGCAGGAGCAGCGGCAUUUUCACAUUAUGAAGGGUGGUCGUAUACGGACUCCCUAUAUUACUGCUUUAUAACACUGACUACAAUUGGGUUUGGUGACUUUGUGGCCCUCCAAAGAAAUAAUGCAUUGCAGGAAAAGCCCGAGUAUGUGGCGUUUAGUUUGAUAUUUAUCCUGUUCGGCUUGACUGUGAUAUCUGCCGCCAUGAACCUGCUCGUCCUGCGCUUUUUGACAAUGAACACAGAGGAUGAAAGACGAGACGAAAUCGAGGCUACUGCGGCUGCGCAGGGAGCCGUGCGUCUCGAGGGUGACGUCAUCACGGCCAAUGGUAGCAUCGCAGUUGUGUCCGGAGCGCAGGAAAAUCCGGAAUUCAGCGACUUGACAUCCGUUUGUUCUUGUUCCUGUUACAAUUUGCGGUCUUCCAAAGAGCGAAAAAGAUACAAGGUGACUAGAUCGCCGGGAAAAAUAUCUCAUUUGUUGCCCAUGAAUAGCAUAACGUCCGCGGGGAAAGAAGAGAUGUACAGCAACACCGAAGACACGAACUCUUAUAUACAGUAUCAAAUAUUGAGUAAAAAAAGAGCAUCUAUAUAAAUUAAUUUAAAUCCUUAUAAUCAUGUUUCCGAGUGUGGUAAGAGGACAGG